Molecule: messenger RNA, 1111 nt
Organism: Limanda limanda (common dab)
Lineage: Eukaryota; Metazoa; Chordata; Actinopteri; Pleuronectiformes; Pleuronectidae
Product: inactive serine/threonine-protein kinase 19-like
Exons: 7
Coding region: 123-890 (255 amino acids)
Biological process (GO): positive regulation of Ras protein signal transduction; protein phosphorylation
Molecular function (GO): protein serine/threonine kinase activity
Source: RefSeq, a predicted model, not a curated record
GAAGAAGACUCAUUUGGUAAUUGUGGUUUGGUAGCUGUGAUCAGUGCAGAAGAAGAAAGGAGGAAGAACAGGACACAAAACAAUGUGAACAGUUACGUCAUUGAUCUUAAUAGCUGCCAGGUAUGAACAGGAAACGGGCUCUGAUUUCUGACACUUUCAAAGUGAAGAAGAGAAGAAAUGGCACAGAGAGGUUCGGAGUUGUCUGCCAGGGAGACGGGCCAAAAGACAUCCGAUCCACGCUGCAGUACCUCAUGACACUGUUUCCCAGAAAGCUCUUCAAUGACGCCCUGCCUCAAAUUGUGCUGAAGCAUCAACUUUACAGUAUACACCAUGACAAGACUUCAGUGGACAAGGAGGUGAAUAAAAUGCGGGAACAAGGAGAACUGCUGGUGUUCCAGCUCGGGUUUGAUACGGAGGCUUAUGGGCUGAUUUUCGCCUCAGACUUCAAGGCCAAGGUGCUGGCAGCAGAGGAGGGAAAAGUGACCGCAGCGACGGUGGAGAAGUUCUUGGAGAAAUUGUUAACCUCCUCUUGCACGGAUCUGAGCUUCAGCAAAGACAAAAUGAUCAGAGAGUUCCUCUUCACAGACGCUGAGAUAACGCAGCUGGUGAAGUCAGGGGUCCUGACUGUGAGGGACGCAGGCAGCUGGUGGCUGUCCAUUCCCAACUCAGGCAAAUUCACCAAGUACUUUAUACAAGGUCGCAAAGCUGUGCUCUCCAUGGUGAAGAAGUCCAAAUAUAGUGAAGUGUUGCAGGCAGAGCUAGAGGAGCGGCGAACAACCUCACACGUGAAAUUCCACAUGAAAUACCACGUCCACGAUAUUGUUGGUGCCGACCUGGUGGAGAGCAUACCAACAACGUCAGGGGCAUUGUUGCGAUUUGUUGAUUCCUGAGGCUUCGUAGCAACACGGACCCAGCGAGUGACUGAAGACCUGAAAGUUCACAAGAUUAACUACGCUUGUGAAACGUGUUUGUGUGAAGACUCACAGUUGAUACAUCCAAGAUUUCUUGUGUAGAUUCUGUGCAAAAUGUUAUAUAAAAACCUUGUGGGUUUAUGAAUUGUCAAUUAUGUUGACAUGACCAUGUCAAGAUUUCAUUUAUCCUGUAAUGAAUA